Molecule: messenger RNA, 1613 nt
Organism: Phytophthora nicotianae INRA-310
Lineage: Eukaryota; Oomycota; Peronosporomycetes; Peronosporales; Peronosporaceae
Exons: 1
Coding region: 166-1533 (455 amino acids)
Biological process (GO): mannan biosynthetic process
Cellular component (GO): Golgi apparatus
Molecular function (GO): alpha-1,2-mannosyltransferase activity
Source: RefSeq, a predicted model, not a curated record
GUAGAACGCCAAUUCAAAUGCAUUGGCUGGAGAGCCACAACUGGCUGCAGUGUGGACGGAGCGCGCGACGUGGCCAACGAUAAACCUUGCAACCGGCGAGUAGAGGAUGGGGUUUCAGGCUACUGUGAGAUCGAAGACGUCGAAUCAGGAGAAAGGUUUCGAGUCAUGCAACGCGGAUGUAGUACAGUCAAAAAGGGAGCCAAGUUUUUCUGCUCGGACGCAUCGGAUUUCGCGAAUUUCCAUGCCAAAGGAAGGCAAGUGGUAGAGAAGGCUAUCGCACCGGGUUACACUUUGCCUAAUGUGGACGAGAACGAGGAACCGAAAGCUGGAAUCGUUAUGGUGGUAUACCCGACUCUGUUGGCAAGUGCGUACGCUUCGGUUCGAACGUUGAGAGAUGUACACAACUGUCAGUUACCGAUCGAAAUUUGGUACCGUAGCGAUGAGUUGAUGAGGGUACCAGGAGCUCUAGAGCCAUUGAAAGGCCUGGCGGGGAAAGAAGUCGAGGGUGACAUUACGUUUCGAGAGAUUACAGAUCGACGAGCAUUCCGCUUUGCAGCAAAGGUGUAUGCGCUAUACCACAGCGCGUUUGAUCAGGUGCUGUUUCUCGAUGCUGACAAUGUACCCGUGCGUGACCCGGCCUUCUUGUUUGAGUCUGAGGAGUUUGUGAGGACUGGAUCAGUCUUCUGGCCAGAUUUCUGGCAUCCUCAGUACACUAUUUUCCAUAUUAUGGCAGACUCGUUGUUGUGGCAACUGCUGGACAUGAAAUACGUCAACAUGUUCGAACAGGAAAGCGGUCAAUUGCUGAUUGAUCGCCGUCGCCAUACGGCUACAAUGGAACUUGUGAACUUCUACACGUUCCACAGUCCAAAUCAUUUUGACCAGCUUAAGCUCGUAUACGGCGAUAAAGAUCUCUUCCGGUACGCGUGGAUUAAGUUGAAUGUGCCGUUCUACAUGAUCCAGACCCCACCCGCUGUCGCCGGCAAGGUUGUCAAUGAAUCUUUUUGCGGUAUGACUAUGGUUCAGCAUGAUGCAAAUGGAGACGUACUCUUCCUUCAUCGCAACUCCAAUAAACUCACUGGACGUGUGAAACGUCAAGAGAUCAAUUACGAAGUUGAAGCGCGAAGGCAGGCCCGUUUGAAACGUUUAGAUCAAGGGCUUCCUACUACUAUCAAUGAUGAAGAAGUACAAGCAGAACUUGAGAAUCUAAUGCGAACGCCUCCGCCGACAUUAGAGCCGCCUGAACCGGACAAUCUACCCGAUCCAGCCAUGUGGACACACUUGUGGACAUUCAGAAAUACUUCGCGUAGAGUUGACUACCGAAUCCGAUCUUACACUGCUCAACCCGAUUUUCCAGAGUGGCAGCGAUGCUACGGACAGCGCAACAUCAGCGACAGCGAGCACUUUUACGCUCAGAAAAUCGCAGACCUCAGUUUUGCUGGACUGGAGACACACCUGCGGCGGUUUGCUAUGGAAGGGGUUCAACUACUCGAGAAUCACCAGUCUUCUCGUAUUAUGGACAGGAAACUACAAUAGAACGCAUGUAGAUAACUACAAAAAACUAAAUUAUCGUAUCCGAUAGAGAUAAGUACCUAUGCCACUACGCUUUGGCCGGU